CUUACCCGAUACGUAGAGACACGAAGAAGACAUAACAAUGGCGGAAAUUCUCCAUCCUCCAGCCACAACAGCCUCACCGCCUCCUACAACGCUGGCUCUGUCUCUGUCUUUUGUGCAACAGAUGAACCAUCUGUCUCUCACCGUGGUCCUUUGUCUGGCCAGCGCUCUGUGGAUUGGAGCUGAAGCUGUUCGUGGGCGAGAGUCAUGCCCCGCUGGUUGGUCCCAGUUGGGCUGCAAUUGCUUCAGAUACUUUGGCAGCCAAAUGUCCUGGGCCGACGCAGAGCACCACUGCAUCGGACAAGGUGGAAACCUGGCUUCCAUCCACAGUGACGCAGAGCAUCAGUUCAUCAGAGGCUUGAUCCGAAGCGCUAGUGGAGCUGAUCGCAGAACUUAUGUUGGAGGCCACGAUAGCUACAAGGCAAGAGAUCUAUCAGCUUUAGAUCGCAUCGUAUUCCACUUUAUCAAUAAGACAGACGCAACUGUGCCUCACUAUUAGGAGGGCCGAUGGAGCUGGAGUGAUGGCACCAACUUUGUCUUCCCUGGAGGAUGGUACAGAGGAGAGCCCAACAACCACGGACGUGGUGAAGACUGCCUGGAGCUCAACUUCCACACUCGCGGCAAUGACAUCCCCUGUCACAUCAGAAGACCCUUUGUUUGCUCCAAACCAAUGUGAUUUUCUGCCGGUCAUGCCAAUGACACCUUUCCCAGGUCUUGAAGCAUGGAAAGACCUGAUCCCAUCUGAG
Synchiropus splendidus (mandarinfish) is the source of this 743-nucleotide messenger RNA. Its product is annotated as galactose-specific lectin nattectin-like. The record is from RefSeq and is a predicted model, not a curated record. The transcript has 6 exons. Lineage: Eukaryota; Metazoa; Chordata; Actinopteri; Syngnathiformes; Callionymidae. Gene Ontology annotation, molecular function: signaling receptor activity. The coding region runs from base 38 to 496 and encodes 152 amino acids.